Messenger RNA from Sphaeroforma arctica JP610, 1420 nucleotides. RefSeq lists its product as hypothetical. The record is from RefSeq and is a predicted model, not a curated record. Gene Ontology annotation, molecular function: protein serine/threonine kinase activity; ATP binding. Gene Ontology annotation, biological process: protein phosphorylation. Bases 1 to 1389 code for a protein of 462 amino acids. The transcript is spliced from 4 exons. Lineage: Eukaryota; Ichthyosporea; Ichthyophonida.
AUGAUGACAACGGCAACUUCACAUGGAGCUCAAGGAGCCUUUAAUUGCGGACCAAGUGAAGCCCUGGACUACUCAUUUUCUUCUAUGGUCACUCCAAUGACAGCAACCAAAACUCACUUACAGGACUGGGGUGAUGCAGAGCUGAACUCUGAUUACAGCAGGUUGUAUCGAAUUUCUCAAAAGGCUACGAGCGCGGAUGACCCAAAGUGUGAAUGUAAAAGAUAUUUGCGCAAGCGAGAUAAAUUGCAAAAAUAUUUGUUCAUUCCCCACGCAAAAGGCCCAUGUCGCUGGGAAGCAGUUGCCACCCCGACGGGGGUCGAGAUUCAAAAUGGCUACUUCGGAGUUGGUGCUGAGCGUAUUGUGAAGUUCAUGGACGUCGUGGAUGCCGCGGGGAAUGUCGUUGCCACCCCGCUAGUAGCUAAGGCGACCAAAAAGGAGUCGGGGCACAAGCAGGGCCGAACAUUUCACAUCCCGUUUUUUAUGACACAGUUCACCGCCCAAGACCAGAACGUGGCUCGCGAUUCAUUCUUGGGUUGCUGCCUGUGUGAGUACUUUAAUUUUGAUGCAGACGAGUACCAGUGGGUUCUUUGCGAGAAACGUCUAGAUCGAUCGAAGUAUCGCAAGUGGAACGACAACGGUAAGUACGUGAGGGGCUUCGCUGAACCACUGGGGCAUCGUCAAACCCAAAGAAAACCGUCGCUGCUGAAUCAGAACCGGUUGAUCAAAGACCGUCGAGAGUUGUUUGAUAUAAACCCUGACGAAGAUAUAAGUGAGACUAUAAAUGACGAAGCUGACGAAGAGGAGCUUCGGAACAGAUAUCGAGCCCAAUAUAAACGGAGAAAAACUCUUAGAAGCUUCAAUGAUGAGGGAGAUACCUUGAGCCCCCAAACCGACCAGUGUAUAUUGUCGAAGGAGCUAUCUACAGCACCGUGCGACACCUGGAACGAUUCUGAGUCAUCCUACGAGUGUUUGGGCCCAUCUGCCAUGCUUGUCGAUGCAAACCCAACAAUAUUGCAAGCCUUUACACACUAUACCUACGCACGGAGUAGACGUACGCUGAUGGUGUGUGAUCUACAGGGUGUAUUGGAUCAUACGAGAACACCAGCCGUGUUUGAGUUCACCGACCCGUGGAUUCACCAUCGCACCACUAAACCAAACCAGACACAUAUUGGCAGUAAGACGAGAAUGGGAAAGCGAAAGGCGUUCGGAAACACCGAUCUUGGGCGCGCAGGUAUGCGCAAAGUUUUCCUAAGCCAUACAUGCAACGCCGUGUGUGACAUACUUGGUAUCAUGGAGAUGAAAGAGAUUGACAAGAAUACGGGUGAACUAUACGUGAGCGCGCCUGGAAUCGACGACAAAAUCGAAAACAAAAUCGACGACGACUUCUGAGCAUCACAUCCAGUCUCCUGGCGCAACCCCU